GGGAGAGUUCAUUUGCUCACCAUUUGCUAAGUAGAAAACUGAAAUGAGCACCAUUAAGCUGAGCCUGUGUCUUCUGAUCAUGCUGGCUGUUUGUUGCUAUGAAGCUAAUGCUAGCCAGAUCUGUGAACUUGUUGCUCAUGAAACCAUAAGCUUCUUAAUGAAAAGUGAGGAAGAACUGAAGAAGGAACUUGAGAUGUAUAAUGCACCUCCAGCAGCUGUUGAAGCAAAACUGGAAGUGAAGAGAUGUGUAGACCAGAUGAGCAAUGGAGACAGAUUGGUAGUAGCAGAAACACUGGUAUACAUUUUUUUGGAAUGUGGUGUGAAACAAUGGGUAGAAACAUAUUAUCCUGAGAUCGAUUUCUACUACGAUAUGAACUGAUUUUUCCUGUUCAAUGUGAUGGUUUCAAAGUCUUGCACCAAUAAAUUAUUCUCCUUGCAUUUUGCUGUUUGUCUGUUGUUAUCCUAAGUCUCAGGUCUUACAAUGAACAGACUUUGAUAAACAAAACAAACAAAUAAAUGAAUGAAUAAAUAAAUAAAUGACAUUUUCAGUAAUGGUAAUAUGUAAGAGUAAUCUGUAAUGUGUUUGUUCAAACAUCAUCCUGCAUUUCCCUGCAAGUAAGUUCCACAUUUCUGUGGCCACAAAUAAAAGUGAUUAAAGAUGAUGACAAA
Rattus norvegicus (Norway rat) is the source of this 669-nucleotide messenger RNA. It is a transcript of the gene Scgb1d2, whose product is annotated as secretoglobin, family 1D, member 2. Lineage: Eukaryota; Metazoa; Chordata; Mammalia; Rodentia; Muridae. Gene Ontology annotation, cellular component: extracellular region. The record is from RefSeq and is marked validated. Bases 44 to 379 code for a protein of 111 amino acids. The transcript is spliced from 3 exons.